GCCAUAAACCGCAUCACAAACUAAUUAAAGUGUGUUAUAUUAUUCAUAUACCACUCUCCUUAUCUUGUAGUAUUAGUUAAUUUGCAUUCUUUUGUUUCUCUAUCGAUCAUGGGUGUUUUUGCUUACGAUGAAGAAAACUCCUCCACCGUGGCUCCGGUUACUCUCUACAAAGCUCUGACGAAAGAUGCCGACACCAUCAUCCCAAAGAUUAUUGGUGCCAUCCAAAGUAUUGAAAUUGUUGAAGGAAAUGGAGGACCCGGAACCGUCAAGAAGAUAACCGCUAAUGAAGGAUAUAUGUUAAUAGCAAGACGAGAUGCAAUCGACGAGGCUAACUUGGUAUACGACUACAGCAUAGUGGGAGGGACGGGGUUGCAUGAAAGUUUGGAGAAAGUUACAUUCCAGACAAAGGUGGCUCCUGGCCCUGAUGGUAAUGGCUCCAUCGCCAAGGCCACUCUCACAUUCCACACCAAAGGUGUUGCACCCCUCUCAGAUGCAGUGCGUGAUGAGACAAAGGCCAGGGGUGCUGGAAUUUUCAAGGCCAUUGAGGGCUACGUUUUGGCAAAUCCUGCUUAAUGAUUCAUGCCAAAUAAUAAUUAUAUAAAGCUUAUCUGGUUGUUGGAGUUCAUUAAUUUGUAUCAUGUGGCUUGUUCGGUUUUUAAUUCAUUUCCUUGUGAGUUGUGAGCAAGUGUCGGUUUUAUAUAUAAGUAACAUUUUUGAAGUGUUACUAUUAUGUCGGUGAAUUUGGUUGAGUAUACGUAUGAGCAUCUACGUGUGUUCUGUGUUGGUGUUGACGUCUUUCGUCAUUUGUAUUCUGUAAUAAAUAUAUUACUAUAAUCGAAAGGCAUUGAAUCUUAGUAUA
Molecule: messenger RNA, 859 nt
Organism: Glycine soja
Lineage: Eukaryota; Viridiplantae; Streptophyta; Magnoliopsida; Fabales; Fabaceae
Product: protein LlR18B-like
Exons: 2
Coding region: 109-573 (154 amino acids)
Biological process (GO): defense response; abscisic acid-activated signaling pathway
Cellular component (GO): nucleus; cytoplasm
Molecular function (GO): signaling receptor activity; abscisic acid binding; protein phosphatase inhibitor activity
Source: RefSeq, a predicted model, not a curated record